UCCAAAAACCCAACUAGACACACCAGCAUACCAGCUAAAAGCUGCAUCUAAAGCAAAUCAUCCAAAGCCAUCACACAAACCAACGAACGCAUCUCUUUCUUCUUUCUCUUAUCUCUCACCUCACUCAACCACCUUCCAAACCAGUUUCUCUUUUUCAUAAACCCUAUUCCCAAUCUUCUAAACUUCAACUUCAAUUUCCCCAGUUUCCAUUAAUCAAAAAUACCAUAUUAUUAUUAUUCAAAUAUCCAAAUCCAAAAUUCAAAACUGGAGUUGUUUUUUUCUGAGAAAUGCCAAGUGUGGCUGUAAAACUCUACAGCGUAUUCUUCAAGUUCCUCUUGAAGCACCGUUUACAAAACCGGAUUCAAGCCCAACCCGAUAACUCUAACUCAUUCGGUAUCACUUCCCGACCCGAAGAAUCCGUCGCUAACUCUAACCCUUCUUUCACCGACGGUGUCGCCACCAAAGACAUUCACAUCGAUCCUUUCACUUCUCUUUCUAUCCGAAUCUUCCUUCCUCAAUCCGCGCUUUCUCCACCCGAGCCUCAUUCCAAACCUAAGUCUAACCCUAAACAACUAGAUCCCGAGCCUGGAUCUGUACGGCGAAGUAGCUAUGGUCCUCCGUUCAGGGAAGAGCUCCGAGGGAAUGUUUUUGGAGGUAGUAAUGGUGUUGAGGGUUUGAAUUUGAUGGGCGCUGGUGUUGUAACCGGUGCUGGAUUGUACCGUGGGUACUCGCCGGCGUUGGAUAAUCGACGGAGGAAAUUGCCGGUGAUGUUGCAGUUUCAUGGGGGUGGUUGGGUUAGUGGGAGUAAUGAUUCGGUGGCGAAUGAUUUGUUUUGUCGGCGGAUCGCGAAGCUUUGUGAUGUGAUUGUGGUUGCUGUUGGGUAUAGGUUGGCGCCAGAGAGUCGGUAUCCGGCAGCGUUUGAGGAUGGGUUGAAGGUGUUGAAUUGGUUGGCGAAGCAGGCAAAUUUGGCGGAGUGUAGUAAAUCUAUGGGGGUUGGGAGGGUUGGUGGAGGAAGCCAUGGCGGUGGUGGUGGUGGUGGUGGUGGUGAGUUUAACAAAUCCGAUAAUCAUAGGCAUAUUGUUGAUUCUUUUGGUGCUUCAGUGGUUGAGCCUUGGUUGGCUAGUCAUGGAGAUCCAACAAGAUGUGUUCUUCUUGGAGUGAGCUGUGGUGCGAAUAUUGCAGACUACGUGGCUCGAAAAGCUGUGGAAGGAGGCAAGCUUUUCGACCCUGUCAAGGUGGUAGCGCAGGUUUUGAUGUAUCCAUUUUUUGUUGGCAGCGUUCCCACGCGCUCUGAAAUAAAAUUGGCAAACUCCUACUUUUAUGACAAAGCUAUGUGCAUGCUUGCAUGGAAACUUUUCCUACCCGAGGAAGAAUUUAGUUUGGACCAUCCAGCUGCAAAUCCCCUGGUCUCAGGCCGGUCUCCUCCUUUAAAGUCGAUGCCUCCAACAUUGACAGUGGUGGCAGAGCAUGACUGGAUGAGGGAUCGUGCCAUUGCUUACUCAGAGGAGCUCCGGAGGGUGAAUGUUGACGCACCUGUUCUCGAGUAUAAAGAUGCAGUGCACGAAUUCGCAACACUUGAUGUACUUCUCAAAAGCCCUCAGGCCCAGGUUUGUGCCGAGGACAUUGCCAUCUGGGCCAAAAAAUAUAUUUCACUUCGAGGUCAUGAAUUCUCGUAUUGAGUAGGGUAUAAAAAAUUAAGAUGAUGAUUCCGUGGUAGAUAUUUACCUUCCCUCAACUUCGAAAUUAGCUUCAGAUCACUCUUUUGCUGCUAUUCCCUGGAACACGUAUAUUAUUUGAUUGAUUUUGAUGCUUCAUAAGGUGUUGGAUAUUGACUAGUUCCAUGUUUGUACUAGCUACUGUUCUUUUGUAAGAUAGAUUUAGUAGAAUUAGUUGAGUCAUUGAGAUGCAUAUACCUCAUGCGUACGAACCACCUUAGGACAUUCCUGUGCAUUUUUUUCCUGUGUAUUAUGUGUCAUAUUUCUUAUUGAAAUUUAUAAAAUUUAAUGAGCUAUUCUCUUGGCA
Molecule: messenger RNA, 2022 nt
Organism: Lathyrus oleraceus (garden pea)
Lineage: Eukaryota; Viridiplantae; Streptophyta; Magnoliopsida; Fabales; Fabaceae
Product: probable carboxylesterase 11
Exons: 2
Coding region: 288-1679 (463 amino acids)
Molecular function (GO): hydrolase activity
Source: RefSeq, a predicted model, not a curated record